AUGCCUGCGGAGCUGCUGCUGCUGCUGAUUGUCGCCUUUGCCCACCCCAGUGGUCAGGUGCUGUCCUCCCUGCGCAUGGCCGCUAUCCUGGACGACCAGACUGUGUGUGGCAGGGGAGAACGCCUGGCCCUGGCCCUUGCCCGGGAGCAGAUCAACGGGAUCAUCGAAGUCCCAGCCAAGGCCCGAGUGGAGGUGGACAUCUUUGAGCUCCAGAGAGACAGCCAGUACGAGACUACGGACACCAUGUGCCAGAUCCUGCCCAAGGGGGUCGUGUCGGUCCUAGGACCCUCCUCCAGCCCAGCCUCGGCCUCCAUUGUCAGCCACAUCUGUGGGGAGAAGGAGAUCCCCCACAUUAAGGUGGGCCCAGAGGAGACACCCCGACUCCAGUACCUUCGGUUUGCUUCUGUCAGUCUCUACCCCAGCAACGAGGACGUCAGUCUUGCGGUCUCCCGAAUCCUUAAAUCCUUCAACUAUCCCUCAGCCAGCCUCAUCUGUGCCAAGGCGGAGUGCCUGCUGAGACUGGAGGAGCUGGUUCGAGGCUUCCUGAUCUCCAAGGAGACUUUGUCAGUUCGGAUGCUUGAUGAAAGCCGGGACCCCACGCCUCUGCUCAAAGAAAUUCGGGACGACAAGGUCUCCACCAUCAUCAUCGAUGCCAAUGCUUCCAUCUCCCAUCUCAUCCUCAAGAAGGCCUCAGAGUUGGGGAUGACUUCAGCGUUUUAUAAAUACAUCCUCACAACCAUGGACUUCCCUAUUCUCCACCUGGAUGGCAUUGUGGAGGACUCAUCCAACAUUCUGGGUUUCUCCAUGUUCAACACGUCCCACCCCUUUUACCUGGAGUUUGUCCGGAGCCUCAACAUGUCCUGGAGGGAGAACUGUGAGGCCAGCAUGUACCCUGGUCCAGCGUUGUCUGCAGCCCUGAUGUUUGAUGCUGUGCAUGUGGUUGUGAGUGCUGUGAGAGAGCUGAAUCGAAGCCAGGAGAUUGGCGUGAAACCCCUGGCCUGCACCUCCUCCAACAUCUGGCCCCAUGGGACCAGCCUCAUGAACUACCUUCGAAUGGUAGAGUAUGAUGGGCUGACUGGGCGAGUUGAGUUCAACAGCAAAGGUCAACGAACCAACUACACCCUGAGGAUCCUCGAGAAGUCCCGAGAGGGCCAUCGGGAGAUCGGGGUGUGGUACUCCAAUCGGACUCUGGCUAUGAAUGCCACCACCCUGGACAUCAACCUGUCCCAGACCUUAGCCAACAAGACCCUUGUGGUCACCACCAUCUUGGAGAAUCCAUACGUCAUGCGAAGGCCCAACUUCCAGUCUCUGUCAGGAAAUGAGCGGUUUGAGGGCUUCUGUGUGGACAUGCUUCGAGAGCUGGCCGAGUUGCUCCGUUUUCGAUUCCGACUUCGGCUAGUAGAAGAUGGGCUGUAUGGGGCACCGGAACCCAAUGGCUCCUGGACUGGAAUGGUUGGGGAACUCAUCAACCGGAAGGCAGACCUGGCAGUGGCUGCCUUCACAAUCACAGCUGAGCGGGAGAAGGUCAUAGACUUCUCUAAACCCUUCAUGACUCUCGGGAUCAGCAUCCUCUACAGAGUGCACAUGGGUCGAAAGCCUGGCUACUUCUCCUUCCUCGAUCCCUUCUCACCUGCUGUGUGGCUCUUCAUGCUCUUGGCUUACCUGGCUGUUAGCUGUGUCCUUUUUCUGGCAGCCAGGCUGAGCCCUUAUGAGUGGUAUAACCCUCACCCAUGCCUCCGAGCACGUCCCCAUGUGGUGGAGAAUCAGUAUACCCUGGGCAACAGCUUGUGGUUCCCCGUCGGGGGCUUCAUGCAGCAGGGCUCCGAGAUCAUGCCCCGGGCACUUUCUACACGAUGUGUCAGCGGGGUCUGGUGGGCCUUCACCCUCAUCAUCAUCUCCUCCUACACGGCCAACCUGGCGGCCUUUCUCACCGUACAGCGAAUGGAGGUGCCCGUGGAGUCGGCUGACGACUUGGCCGACCAGACCAAUAUUGAGUACGGGACCAUCCACGCGGGCUCCACCAUGACGUUUUUCCAGAACUCUCGGUACCAGACUUACCAGCGGAUGUGGAACUACAUGCAGUCCAAGCAGCCCAGUGUGUUUGUGAAGAGCACAGAGGAAGGCAUCGCCCGAGUCCUCAACUCCCGCUAUGCCUUCUUGUUGGAGUCUACCAUGAAUGAGUAUCACAGGCGCCUCAAUUGCAACCUCACCCAGAUUGGGGGCCUCCUCGAUACCAAGGGCUAUGGCAUCGGCAUGCCACUGGGCUCCCCAUUCCGGGACGAGAUCACAUUGGCUAUCUUGCAGCUGCAAGAGAACAACCGGUUGGAGAUCCUAAAGCGAAAGUGGUGGGAGGGGGGCCGGUGUCCCAAGGAAGAGGACCAUCGGGCCAAAGGGCUGGGAAUGGAGAACAUUGGUGGAAUAUUUGUGGUGCUCAUCUGUGGCCUCAUCAUCGCUGUCUUUGUCGCUGUCAUGGAGUUUGUGUGGUCCACGAGGAGGUCAGCAGAGUCCGAGGAGGUGUCCGUUUGCCAGGAGAUGUUGCAGGAACUCCGUCACGCCGUGUCUUGCCGCAAGACCUCCCGUUCCCGCCGCCGCCGCCGCUACCCGGGGGUCCCGGGCCGGGCUGCUCUGUCCCUGCGGGCGGUCCGGGAGAUGCGCCUCAGCAACGGGAAACUGUACUCUGCGGGGGCGGGCGGCGGAGAGUUGGGCGGGGGUCACGGGGGCCCCCAGCGCCUCCUGGACGACCCUGGACCCCCUGGUCGGCCUCCGGCUCCCGCCCCGGCCGGCUGCACCCACGUCCGCGUCUGCCACGAGUGCCGACGCAUCCAGGCCCUACGGGCUGCAGGUGGGGGGCCCCCUCGGGGCUUGGUUCCCCCGACCGAGACCACCAGCCCCCCGAGGCCCCGACCCGGGCCCCCGGCGCCCCGGGAGCUGUCCGAGCAAGAGUGA
Messenger RNA from Vombatus ursinus (common wombat), 2946 nucleotides. RefSeq names its product glutamate ionotropic receptor kainate type subunit 5 (gene GRIK5). Gene Ontology annotation, molecular function: transmitter-gated monoatomic ion channel activity involved in regulation of postsynaptic membrane potential; kainate selective glutamate receptor activity. Gene Ontology annotation, cellular component: kainate selective glutamate receptor complex; plasma membrane; postsynaptic membrane. Bases 1 to 2946 code for a protein of 981 amino acids. Gene Ontology annotation, biological process: modulation of chemical synaptic transmission; monoatomic ion transport; synaptic transmission, glutamatergic. NCBI's taxonomy places the organism in Eukaryota, Metazoa, Chordata, Mammalia, Diprotodontia, Vombatidae. The transcript is spliced from 19 exons. The record is from RefSeq and is a predicted model, not a curated record.